GUCUCGUAAAUAAUAAUAAUUUUAAUAAUUAAUUUUUUGAAGUUGAAAGUGUUACCCGGUCUACUCCUGCUCCUGCAGCCUGCGUCAUGCCGUGCGAUGCGUGCGGUGCCUCGGCUCUGCGGAUGGUGACGGAGGGGGGGGGCAGUUGGAGGAUGGUGGGCCAGGGUACAGCGUCGCUCGAUCGGCUCCUCUUCUAGCUAGCACACCGUCAGCUGCCUACACUCAAAGCGAGGUAUUUUUUAUUUUAUUGUUUUUUUUUGUGCGGAGAUGAGAUAUAACCAUCUUGACAGCGGCAGCUGCUUCUUUUCUGUUAUUAUGAGGCGUUAAUAACGGCUGUCAUCGCUGGAGAAAGGAGAUCUUUCUCUUCUUUCGUUACGUCCUAGUUGGGACAACGAGUACAAUGGCAGAGCCAGACGUUUGUCCUCACCUGGACUCAAUAGGAGAGGUCACCAAAGAGGACCUUCUCCAGAAAUCCAAGGGAACUUGCCAGUCAUGUGGAGCAGGAGGUCCCAACUUAUGGGCCUGUCUACAGAGUGACUGUUCGUACGUUGGUUGUGGCGAGUCCUACGCCGAUCACAGCACUCUGCAUGCACAGGCUAAAAAGCACAACCUGACAGUGAACCUAACAACCUUCAGGAUCUGGUGUUAUGUGUGUGAGCGGGAGGUGUUUUUGGAUCAGAGGCCGGCGCUGGUCCCCGUUCCGGCUGCGUCCCGCCACUGCAAAGCUGCAGAGCAGGAAGCAGCUGCCCAGUCAGCAGGCCACCCUCUGAAAGCAGUACCGAUUGCUGUUGCGGAAGAAGAUGGCUCAGAAUCAGAGGAGGACGAGCUUAAGCCGAGAGGCUUGACAGGAAUGAAGAAUAUUGGAAACUCCUGCUACAUGAAUGCUGCCCUGCAGGCCCUGUCCAACUGCCCUCCGCUCACCCAGUUUUUCCUGGACUGCAGCGGCUUGGUCCGGACCGACAAGAAACCGGCUCUGUGUAAGAGCUACCAGAAACUCAUCUCAGAGCUCUGGCACAAGAAACGGCCCAGUUACGUUGUUCCGACCAGCUUGUCCCACGGCAUCAAACUGGUAAACCCCAUGUUUCGAGGUUAUGCUCAGCAGGACACCCAGGAGUUCCUGCGCUGUCUGAUGGACCAGUUGCAUGAGGAGCUGAAGGAGCCGCUGACAGAGUGCAGCAUGAGCGGCGAGGGGAGCGACGGGGACGAGAGGCGGGACGGAGACCGCUCCCCUUCCGAAGACGAGUUCCUGUCCUGCGACUCCGGCUCCAGCAGUGACCGGGGAGAGGGCGGGGGCCUCGGGGAGGGCGAGCUCCUCCUGCAGGACGAGUGCGAUGGGUUUAGGUCCCCGUCUGCGGGAGUGGGUUCGGGGAUGGUGAUCUCGGAGAAGGAGAGGUUGAAGGAGAGGAGGGUGUCCGGCUCCCCCCUGCGGGGCGGCUCACAGGAGAUGGACGAGGACGCAGACGUUGACACGGCAGCGGAGGACGGGGCUCCUGAGAGGGGGGAGGAAGAGCCGCCUGCGCCGACCGCAAACCCUGACGUCCAAGAGGACAACCAGAGAACUACUGCAGGGCAGGUGCAAGUCCAGAGCAACAACACCUCAGAGCCAGACAACGAAGCAUCAAUGACCCAGCCGCAGUCCACCCCCUGCAGUCCUGUCCGAACCCUGCAGGAGCUUCAUCCCAAGCUGUCGUCCAGUCCGCCACGCUCCAGCCCACUCCGUUCCGCAGGACCGGCCUACUCCUUCAAGAAAGCUCAGCUGCUGCUCACCUCCAGGAAGAAGAAGCAGUCUCACUAUCGCAGCGUCAUCUCAGACAUCUUCGACGGCUCCAUCCUCUCCCUUGUGCAGUGCCUGACCUGUGACAGGGUGUCCACCACAGUAGAGACCUUCCAGGACCUCUCGCUCCCCAUCCCUGGGAAGGAGGACCUGGCCAAGCUCCACUCGUCCAUCCACCAGAACCUGCCGGUAAAGACUGGCGUGUGUCCCGACACCUACGGCUCGCAGGGCUGGAUCUCCUACAUCAUGGACUCCAUACGCCGAUUUGUGGUGUCCUGCAUCCCCACCUGGUUUUGGGGUCCCAUGGUAACACUCGAGGACUGCCUCGCUGCCUUCUUUGCUGCUGAUGAGCUCAAAGGAGAUAACAUGUACAGCUGUGAGAGAUGUAAAAAAUUGCGAAACGGUGUCAAAUACUGCAAAGUGCUGAAACUUCCAGAGAUCCUUUGCAUUCACCUGAAACGUUUUCGUCACGAAGUCAUGUAUUCGUUCAAGAUCAGCAGCCACGUGUCCUUCCCCCUGGAGGGCCUCGACAUGCAACCCUUCCUGGCCAAAGAGAGCCCGUCUCAAGUUACCACUUACGAUCUGCUGUCAGUCAUUUGCCACCAUGGCACCGCAGGAAGUGGGCAUUAUAUAGCUUACUGUCAGAAUGUGAUCAACGGCCAGUGGUACGAGUUUGAUGAUCAGUAUGUGACAGAGGUCCAUGAGACGGUGGUGCAGAAUGCCGAGGCCUAUGUGCUGUUUUACCGGAAAAGCAGCGAGGAGUCGGUGCGAGAGAGGCAGAAGGUGGUGGCUCUGGCCAACAUGAAGGAGCCCAGCCUGCUGCAGUUUUACAUCUCCAGAGAAUGGCUGAACAAGUUCAACACCUUCGCCGAGCCCGGCCCCAUCAGCAAUCACACCUUUCUUUGUCAGCACGGAGGGAUCCCGCCUAAUAAGUACCAGUACAUUGAUGAUCUGGUAGUGAUAGUUCCUCAGAAUGUGUGGGAAUAUCUUUACAACAGUUUUGGAGGCGGCCCCGCAGUCAACCACCUGUACAUGUGUGCCAUCUGCCAGGUGGAGAUCGAAGCUCUGGCCAGGCGCAGGAAAACCGAAAUAGACACCUUCAUUAAGCUGAACAAGGAGUUCCAGGCUGAGGAGGCUCCGUCAGUGAUCCUGUGUAUCAGCAUGCAGUGGUUCAGAGAGUGGGAGAGCUUUGUGAAGGGCAAAGACAACGAGCCACCUGGUCCCAUUGACAACAGUAAAAUUGGUGUUAUGAAAGGAGGACACAUACAGCUGAAGCAAGGUGCAGAUUAUGGACAGAUCUCCGAGGAGACAUGGCAGUAUUUGUUGGGGAUAUACGGUGGGGGUCCUGAGAUCGCGGUGAGACAAACGGUGGUCCCAGCUGACCCCGACAGCCUUCAUGGAGAGAGGAAGAUCGAAGCAGAGACGAGAGCACUUUGAGAGUCACGCAGGUCUGAUUUCCACUUUCCACUUCUGCCCUCAUAUGAAGUUGAGGAAUUUGCACGUUGGCGAAGAAGCAUUACGAGCUCUUUGUAAAUGUAGCGACGUCUUAUUUUGAAGCUGCAAGGGGUCAAAACGAGACCUAAACAUCACCGAUUUUAUUCAUCGGACAGCUCUGAAGCUCUGUGUUUGUGUCACACCUCUGCAGCUGUUUUCGGUAGCCGUAGGCAUCUCUGUGGCCGCUGUAGUGUCUAGACGUCAUGUGCUGCUUCCAAACCGGCCGUGGCAGGCGAACGGCACCUGGCGUCACAAGCCAGAACGGUGCAGUGAACGUUGCCGAUACGUGAGAGGAGGGCUCCUCUUUCACACUAGAAGCAAUUAAGAUGCAUUACCAAGCUUUCCGUUGUUUAGCUGUUUACUAGUUACAUAGCAACAAGCAGACAGAAGUGACAGGUCUCAAGUGAAUGAAACGUCUGCACCUCCAACGUCAGCGUGCGCCAAGCCCUCAGGAAUGGAAACCUGUUCCUUUCUGUUUGUUUUGUUGUUGUUGUUGUUGUUUUUUGGGCCAUGGGAAUGGCCGGAGCAGGUUUGUUUAUAACUGCAAAACAUGCAUGUGGUGUGGGUUGUGCACAAUCACUUCUGGGCUCAAACUGCAUGCAGCUGUAAGUUUUUGCUGACUGAGAAGCUCAGUUGUUUUGCUUAAACGAUCCGUUUACAUGCUCAGAAAUACUCGCAAGAAGACCUUGCUUUUGUAUAGUCAGUGUAAGCUCUGUCAGCAAACAGCCAUAGGCAUGUAUAGAUGUGAAUGUUAACAUUUCACUAGUCAAAGUAGAUAAGCAGGAGGGAUGCAUACGUAUCUGAAGUGAUAAAGAGAAUCUUGUGCAAUAGAUUUGUGAUUUUACAAGAUCAGUCUAAACGUCUUCAGACUUUAUCAAGUGCUACUUGAGAUGCAUUUAGUUAAAAAUAAUCAUAUAUAUUAAGCAAAACAGAAUAUAGAGAUAAAUGCCAUUUAGAUAAAAGGGGUUACUGCUGUCAAACGUUUGAUGAACUUUUUUUUUUUUAAUCUGUAACUUCUUAUCCUUGCUUGGCAGGAGUUUGAAGAUUCCAUAUCUAUCACGCUAUGUUGAUGUUUUCUCCCAGGAAGAAUUUGUGUCUCAUCACGUUUGAGAUUUGAAAUAUGAAGUCAUACAUGUUUAGAAUAUAUUACAAAUUUUAUUACAAAUUUAGCCACAAAACUUAAAAUACAAAUUUAAGCUGUUCACAUGUUAGGGAACACACAUUUAUAGAAGUUCCCCAAAAUUUUGUGACACAGUCAUCUACAGUAUACUCGAUUUUUCCAUUUUUUUGCAACUAUGAGACAUCUUGUAUCUCAUAUUUAUUUUUCCAUUUUUUUAUUUUUAAGAGUACAGCUUUGUUUGGUGUGUGAUGUUUGAAUUCUCAGCAAUCACCCACCAGCUGAUAAAUUGCUGCCUCUUGUUAAUUCCUUAAGUCUGAAGAAAAUUUGGUUAUAUUGUAAAACAGAAAAGACUUUUUUCCAGAGACAACAGCUGGUAUGACUAAGUUAUGCUAGUUACUUUAAGCUGUUGUUACAGCUGGCUUAGCAGUUUUUUAGUUAGCUAGCACCCUGUAACAAACCUGUAGUAGUUCUAAAGCUCACAAAAUAAAAUUGUAAACCUUUUGCUUAUUUUUUUUUUUUUUUUUUUACAAAAGAAGUUGUAUGCAAACUCAAUAAAUAAAAAAAGGGUACAUGCUUUGCUAGGCAUACUAACAUUCCAGACUUUUGACGGCAGUUUCAAAAUGGAUUUGCUUUUUGGUUACAGUCUUCAAAAUAAAAUAAAAAAACACCAGACUUCUGUAGCAGGGUUGACUUCUUGGAUACAAUCUGAUAAAUACUCUGCUGGCAUUUAGACGUGUUAAAACAAGAGAGUUCACCUAGAUAACUCUUCAGACAAGGCAUUGAAAUACAAGCAUAACUUACUGUCAUAAAAUCUAUUUAUUGUACAUACAAUGUUUUCCAUAUACAGCUUGUAGAUGUAUUUGUAUGUGAGCAGCGCAGAUGUAACUCCUAAUGAUUAAGGCUAAAAGAUCACUUAGAAUAAAUAAGGAAAAUUGAAUUUAUUCACUUUUAGUUUAAUGUUUUUAAAUAUGCUUUUUAUUAUUCCCACCAGUUAUUUAUUUAUUUUUUUGAAGGUGUGUUCUAUUUGAAUUGGCAAGUUUCAUUUUCUACAAAAAUGUGAUUUGUAUAAUGCUUUCCCACAACAAAAAGUAUUUCCCCUCCUGUUUUCUGACCCUUUGUUCAUGGAUGUUUUCCAUGGAUAGCAGCCCAAAAAUGUCUUCAGAAAAAAAAAAGAGCUUGGGUCCAUGACAAAAAAAGUAAAUAAGUUUUUAUAGAAAUCAUUUCAUUUCAUUUCACCGGUGGCUUAUAAAACAGAGAACUUUACUAUGUCUAUUUAACAUUUUAGCUCACAGAGAGCCAUGUCUCUGUUUUGUUGUUAAAUUAUGAAUCAGUUUUCAAAGAAAAAAAAUGUCUCUAAUGUUGUCUAUUUUAUUUAUUGAACUAGUUUCUCUUUUCAUACAGUUCCAGAUUUUAUGUACAGGAGAUGUUAAUACUGUGGCAGUAUGUUUUCUAUAGGUGUGGGGAAGAAUGUGCAAUCAAACAAACAAAAAACAACUACAGUGCAAUCGUAGCUGUAUCGUAGAGAUGCUAGGACGAAUAAAUGACACCCGUAGCUUGAACAGCUGAGAGUUCAAACAGCCAGCCGAUGUAACUUGUUAUAAUGCAGUGUUAGGGAAUGUCUUGUGGUAAUUAUUACAAUAACCCCACCCUGUAAGUGCAUCCACUCAUGUUACGGCACGUAUAUGCAUGUAAGACUUCAAUCUACUGGAAAAAAACAAGCAUUGCUGUGGUUGGAAAGUAUUCAUAGGUGUCACGGCACACAGCGGGAUUUCAUGGGGUCAUGUUUCCCAGUCGUGGCUCUUGUUGUAAUGGCUAUGGUGAUCCUACCAAAGUCAAAAGGGAUGUUUAAAUGUCUGUAUAACUGAUGUAAUUAUUAUGACUGGUUUAAUGAUUAAAAUUCCCUGCUUUUGGAU
This is a messenger RNA of Xiphophorus couchianus (Monterrey platyfish), 6301 nucleotides long. It is a transcript of the gene usp20, whose product is annotated as ubiquitin specific peptidase 20. The record is from RefSeq and is a predicted model, not a curated record. Gene Ontology annotation, biological process: protein deubiquitination. The transcript is spliced from 25 exons. The coding region runs from base 401 to 3211 and encodes 936 amino acids. Gene Ontology annotation, molecular function: zinc ion binding; cysteine-type deubiquitinase activity. Lineage: Eukaryota; Metazoa; Chordata; Actinopteri; Cyprinodontiformes; Poeciliidae.